Messenger RNA from Diatraea saccharalis (sugarcane borer), 819 nucleotides. NCBI's taxonomy places the organism in Eukaryota, Metazoa, Arthropoda, Insecta, Lepidoptera, Crambidae. The record is from the annotation of a GenBank genome assembly.
AUGUCCGAAGCUUUGGAAAGUAUGGCUUCGAGCCUGGCACGUAAUGCUGUACCCACUAUGUGGAGCUCAAAAGCUUACCCUUCGCUAAAACCUUUAGGUAACUUGCUGCUUAUAAUAAUCUGCAUGGGUGAAAGAUUUAUGCCUGCGCGUCGAGUUUAUGCAACAAUGGGUGGACGGUGGUAUCCCGAAGGUGUUCUGGAUCUCUGGCUUCUUCUUCCCCCAGGCGUUCCUCACGGGCGCCUUACAGAAUUACGCCAGGAAGAACAUCAUAGCCAUCGACACCAUCUCUUAUGCUUUCGAAGUGAGAAUUGGUUAUAUGUUUUGUUUUAUAGUGUUCUGUGCCACGAAAGGAAAGGAACUUUUUUACGAUCACUCGUUUGUCUCACUGUCCGUUGUUAGCCCGUCCGCAAUGGAUAAGGGACGAGGCGUAUAAUUGAUGAAAAGUUCAGAAACAUUAGAUCUGAAAAAAAAAAUGCUCUCGCUGUCGCACCAGCUAAGCGUCCGGAAGAUGGAUGCUGUGUGCGAGGGUUGUUCUUAGAAGGGGCGAGAUGGAAUAUGGGUGAUAUGUCUCUUGAAGAGAGCAGACCUAAGGAACUGCAUACAGAAAUGGCGAUAAUUUACAUGAAGCCAGAACAAAAUCACAAGUUGCAGCAGGGUUUAUACGAGUGUCCUACUUACAAGACGUUGCUCAGAGCCGGCACACUGUCCACGACGGGACAUUCCACUAACUACGUCAUGACUAUCGAGUUGGCAACACAUAAACCGCAAGCUCAUUGGAUCAAACGAGGUGUUGCUUUAUUCUGCGCGCUCGAUUAUUAA